AUGCCUUGGGCAAUCACCAGUUCUAAGAGGAAGAAAGAUACAACUACUCCGGUUUCUCGCAAGCGCCAUCGUCCUUCAUCGACACGCACCUCUUUCAACUCCCUGUCCCGAAGUCAAGGGACCUUGACGCAGGCACGAUGGAUGACACCCGCUGCUCCCAGUUUUCUCGACGACGAACCGUUCCUCGAGCCCAGUCGCCCACGUACCCUCCCCCCAACAGCCAGAUCUCGUUCCCUUAAGAAACGCGACUCCACCUUGACCCAGAUGGAUUUCUUCAGUUCGAUGCCACAGCACCAAGAAGACAUGGAUGAUGGCCUGCUUUCAGAGACUGAGAACGCUCCUGUAGAGCAUACUGGUCAUUCUGCACAGGUCGAUGGGAACUACAGCAGUCCUCGGAAACCGCGGAAACCUAAACAUUCUUUGACAUCGUCACAUCAGAAGAACCGCGGCUCGGUCAGGUUUGAGAGCGAACAGAACAAUCCAAGCAGCCGACGAAAUUCAGGUCACCUUCCAGACGUCGAAGCUGGGUCAAACUCAAGAAGAGUCUCCAGUCGAGUGGCGCGGAACCAGACAAUCUUGUCCGAUCCCCAGGAAAACUUGGCCUUUUUCGAGGAAGCACUGGAAACCCCACCCAAACAAGGAGAUUCACAUCGCAAUUCUCGUCCAGUCCUUGAGAUUCGAGACUCAUUGGAGGACGAAGACGAUGUAAGUUUAUUGCCACCCGAAGAGGAAGAAGCUCCACCUAUACGUACACCAACUGCAAUGCGAACAAUCGUGCUAUCCAGCCAAUCCCCAGAGAGUUUGCCGCCGUCAGUACGGACAGUAAAUCGUGUGGGAAGCUCGAAUCAAGCCAACCGGAGCCCUCUUGCGGAAAGGUCAAGAAAUCUAUCACCCAAGACUCCUUCUAAGUCUUUUGCAAGGAAACAUUCCGCGGUACCGGAAACGAAAAUAGUCACUCUAAAGUUGCCAAAACGAAAGCCACAGCCAUCUCGUGUUGAAGAUUCGCAAAAGAAUCUUUGGUCAUUGCCGUCGUCGUCUCCAGAGCAGACAAGACAUAGCAAUACGACCGCACUUUCUCAGCCUCCUCGUCCUUUGGGUAAUCUUCCAGAGAUACCGGAUUCGAGCCAAGCCGAUAUUCUCACAUGGACCCCCCCGGCUUCGAAUGUAGAGGCAAGCUUACCUAGCAUUCGCGAUAUAUUUGGUUUGAACGCCUCUUUGACUAGUCAGCACACUCCGAUUGAGCUUGUCCUGAAUCAUGGCUCGCCGCACUCAAUUACCCAGGAUGAUGAUGAAGUGAUCCAAGGCUCGCAAGAUGAAUGGAUUGGCUCACCAAUAGAGGCACAAGAGAACGAGCCAUCCUACAGAAGCCCUCCACCUCUCAAAGAAACACCCGCCACCUCACGCAGGGUGCAGCGACCUUCAAAAGAAGUCUUGGUCAGGGAUUUGGAAGCCAACAAUGAACCCACAUGUGAAGCCGAGUUGAGACAUGAAAGAACCACUGAGGUACAGGGUGGAUUUGCAAUCCCCCAGCCACGGCUUGUUGAGAAAGCCACAUCUAUUGAUGCUGAUGCAGCAAAUAAUCAGGAUAGAAGCCUUGAUGAUUUCGCACUGCCUCCACCACCGUCGAUGCAUCGAAGAAAUACUCAGACAACAACGACCCGAAUUCCCCUGAACGACGUAUCUAGCGUUGAGACGUCAUCGCAAUCAUUACCUUCGGCAGCCAACAUUACCCAAAGAAGUAUUUAUCCGGCAACAAUGCCUCACCCUUCACAAAUAUCCACACAAGAUGCCACUCAAGGAGUGUUUGGACUUUCAUCGUGUCCACGCCCGACACAGUACACUCAACAUGGCGAAGGCAUCAGCCACAGUCUGACAUUAAUUGAUAAGAUCACAAUCAAGGACUCGAGUUCAUGUCAAGUGUCGAUGAGCCAGAUCCCUGAGCAACCAGCAUCUCAGAGCCAAGCUGCCGUCGAUCUCGGGCUAGAUGAGGUCUUCAAUAGUGAAGAUGAAGGUGAUCUUGACUUGGAUCCACCGACGACUCCAGCACCACCACGACAUUCACCUUGUCAGGAUUUGAGCGAUGUGCAAAUUGAACAAACUCCAACCAAGGAACAAGACCUGGUCAAGAACCCACCAACCGAGAAUGGGAAUGAUAUCGACAUCGAUAUCGACAUCGACGAGCUAGGAAGAGAUUGCCCAUCCGUCGAGCGACCUGAACCAGGACAACUGAUCCGAUCAAGUCAAAUCUCGCUUUCACCCAUCUUAUCCUCACAACCAUCACCACCGAAGAAGAAAUAUCCUCCAUUGAAGGGGUUCGACAACGACACACAAUCCAACUUCACUCAGAACGGCCACGUCACAGCAGCAUAUAUCCAUCGUCAGCGCGAGGCAGGAGUUCUGCCGGAUUGGUACACGCCGGCGCCAAUCUCGAUGGGUUGGGGGGAGGGCUUGCUUGCCCACGUGGGAGAUUCUGGGGGAGGAGAGUAG
Molecule: messenger RNA, 2487 nt
Organism: Exophiala mesophila
Lineage: Eukaryota; Fungi; Ascomycota; Eurotiomycetes; Chaetothyriales; Herpotrichiellaceae
Exons: 2
Coding region: 1-2487 (828 amino acids)
Source: RefSeq, a predicted model, not a curated record